This is a messenger RNA of Ctenocephalides felis (cat flea), 706 nucleotides long. Its product is annotated as galectin-7-like. The record is from RefSeq and is a predicted model, not a curated record. NCBI's taxonomy places the organism in Eukaryota, Metazoa, Arthropoda, Insecta, Siphonaptera, Pulicidae. The coding region runs from base 25 to 582 and encodes 185 amino acids. The transcript is spliced from 3 exons. Gene Ontology annotation, molecular function: carbohydrate binding.
CUAAAAAUAAAUAAAUAAGAAGAGAUGUCUUCAUCAUUUUUCAACACAAGACUUAUUGGAUCCAUAUGGCACGUAGUCACAGGUGGAAAAAGUGGUCUUCCUCCCGAUCCCGGCCCUAAACCACAAAUGUCGCCACCAAAUAACCAUUUUGUGGGACAUGUACCACGUCCUCUCCGUCACGGAGACGUCGUGGUUAUUAAAGGAAUGGUUGCAGAUGAACCAGAAAAGUUUUCCAUCAACCUCUGCUGCGACCACCAUUUUCCCCCCAGAGAAGUGGCCUACCACAGCAAGACAAUAUUUCCCGCUUCCGAGGGGGACCCAGACGAAUCCCACAUAGUGACAAAUCAAAAAGUGGGGAACGAGUGGCAACAGCAAAGUGAGCCCCAUUCCAACCCUUUUCGACCAGGGGCGGAGUUCACCAUCAGCAUACAUUUGGAGGAGGAUGGCAUCGUGACAUACGAGGGACAUAGUAAUUUUGUGCACGAGUGUCUGCAUUCGCAUGAUGUGGGUGAUAUUAAGAGUGUUCAGGUGUGGCAUGAUGUUAGACAUGUGAGGGAAUUGACUUUUAGGUUCGCGGAAUAGGAUAGAAAUAACUCCGACCUAAGGCAUUUAUAUUAUAGAUCAGUAAGUCUACCAAUUAGGUCAUUCUUUUACAAACCGUACCUUGACAUUUUAGAAUUGGCUGAAAUUUUUUUACAGAUAUCAU